This is a messenger RNA of Harmonia axyridis, 1481 nucleotides long. RefSeq names its product nucleotide exchange factor SIL1 (gene Sil1). The record is from RefSeq and is a predicted model, not a curated record. NCBI's taxonomy places the organism in Eukaryota, Metazoa, Arthropoda, Insecta, Coleoptera, Coccinellidae. Bases 191 to 1477 code for a protein of 428 amino acids. The transcript is spliced from 2 exons.
GUGUUUCAUAUCAUAGAUUAUAACAAUAUUUUCUCGUGGUGGAUCAUCCUUAUUGGUUGAAUUCAAUAAUCUAAUAUUAUGAAUUAAUAAAUCAUUGGUUCAAUUUUUGAUUAACCUAUAUAUAAUUCAAAUAUGCAGUAGAUCUAGAUCUAUUACAAAUUUCUUUGAAUCAUAUUGGGCAAUUCUUAUUAUGAAUUUACAACUAUUAUUUUUACUAUCUCUAUUUUCUGUUACAUUAAUUUUAUGUGAUAAUGAUAAGGAUGAAGACGUUUUCAUUCCUGAUUCGGAAUGGAAAGAAAUAAAGGAAGGACAAAAAAUUCCAGCCGGUCUUCAUGUCAGAAUAAAUCUUGCAACAGGAAAGAGGGAAGCCAAGUUUCCUGAUGAUGUUGUCCAGAAAAAACAAGCAUUGGUUAUCACUGACAAUGAUCACUUGAAUGAAAAACUUGAAGAUUCAUUCAACAAUAGAAUUCCUAUAGCAGAAAUUAAAGAGUCUUUGAAAAAAAUUAAAAAUGAUGCUAAUAAAGAUAAUUUGGGUAUUUUGAAAACUAAAUAUCGAAGCUAUGAUGAGAUUAAGAGGGAACUAGGUCAUCUUCAACUGACUCCUAAAUUGGAUUCAGAGGUCAUCAGAGAAUUGAUAUUAGAUUUCAAAGAAGAACUGGGUGGAACAAAGAACAAUACAAGAAUGAAAUAUAUACUUGAGGAUUUGGAAUAUCUCUCCCACCAAAUUGAUAAUGCAAUAGAAUUCAUAAAUCAAAAUGGUUUCAAGAUUUUAAUUUACAAUAAUUUAAAUCACACCAAUUAUGAAAUAAAAACCAUGACAUUGAGACUUAUGAGUUCUUUAAUGCAGAAUAAUCCAAAAGUUCAGAUUCAUGCAUUAGAAACAGGUUGUGUAAAUGAACUUCUCAAAGUGCUGAAUUUAGAGAAAAAUCCUGAAGUAAAAUAUCAAACUGUUGGAGCUUUAAGUUCAAUAUUAAGGAGGUUUCCAUUAGCCCAGAGAAAAUUUUUGGAAAAUGGAGGUUUAACUGUAUUCUCAAAGAUAAUUGAGGAAGGCGACAUUAAAAUUAAUGUGAAAUUGGUCACACUUCUUGUAGAUUUAGUGAGCGAACAUCAAUAUUCCUUGAAAAAUGAUGAAGAGGCUUUAAAACAAUAUGAACUCAUCGGUAUAGAAGAUAAGUUGAUUGAAAAUAAUUGGUGCUUUUAUGUUAACAAAUUACUUUAUUCUAUUGUUACUGCUGAUGAAGACAACCAUGAUUUUGUUGAGAAAUGUUUGAAGUCGAUGAGUAUAUUGAGAGAAAAAUGUGCCAUUGGCUAUGAUACAAAGAUACUGAACUAUUUGUACCAAAAAUAUAAUAAGUUGGGCUUGGAUGAUAUUGAUGAAGAUGAGGAAUAUAGUUUGAGUAGCUAUUUUUCAGAAUUGAAGGAUUUGUGUCAUGAUUUAAUGAAAAUUAAUAAAUCAAAACAAAAGACUGAACUCUAAUGCA